UGCCUGCCAGCCUGCCUUGGCCUUCUUUCCCUUUCUGUCCCAAGUGGGAGGAGCUCUCAGGGCUGGCUCAGCCAAGCAGAAAGGGGCAACACCAGAAGCUUUCAAAAGUGUCGGGGUCCCAAGGAGGAGGUCGCCAGAAGCAGGAAAGAGCUGCUUGGAGAACUUGCAGUGGCUGAACCGUCCCUGCUGGAAAAGGGACUUUGCUGUUACUUUUCAAAGAGUGCUGAAAUCCUGGAGAGGAGAGGAACACGAGUCUUCAAUAGCCAGCUGAAAGGAAUACUCUUUUCCCAGCAAAGCGAGAGAGGCGAGAAGGGAGGGGAAAGCAGCCAAAGCAAAGCCCAAAUCCGGAGAGGGAGCUGACCACCCUCCGUGGUGCUGAAACGUCCCACCGCUUUGGGAGAAUGUUGGAAGGCUUCUGAAGCACUUUUGGCCACUUCUGUUCCCUAUCAGGAUCGAAUCCGAAGUCCUCAAGCCUAUCCUCUUCAGUAGGGUUAAAGGGAUGGCCAAGCUUUAUACCAAGCCCAAAGAGAUGGCUGACCUUAUAUCUUCUCAGCCCUGGAUAGAUGACGCUCUCAGUUCCCAAGAUGAGAUGAAGGAGGAAGACAGCAGACAAACACCGUAUGGGAUUCUUGCUAGCCUCAAUGAAAUUGAACAUGACAGCAUUGAGGAAGAAGAGGAGGAAGAAGAUGGUGGGAAACCAAAGAGAAGGGGCCCAAAGAAGAAGAAGAUGACCAAGGCAAGGCUGGAGCGGUUCAGAGCUCGCCGGGUGAAGGCUAACGCACGGGAACGAACCCGCAUGCACGGGCUGAAUGAUGCUUUGGAUAACUUGAGGCGUGUGAUGCCCUGCUACUCUAAGACCCAGAAGUUGUCCAAAAUUGAGACACUGAGACUAGCCAGGAACUACAUCUGGGCUUUGUCAGAAGUACUGGAAAGUGGACAGACUCCAGAAGAUAAAGGUUUUGUGGAUAUGCUGUGCAAAGGUUUGUCCCAACCAACCAGUAACCUGGUUGCUGGUUGUCUGCAGUUGGGACCUCAGUCCCUUUUCUUGGAGAAACAUGAGGAGAAAGCACCCAUUUCUGACUCUGUGAUGCCCGCUCACAGUUUUUCCUAUCAGUCUCCAGGGCUGCCCAGUCCACCCUAUGGGAAUAUGGAAAACCAUCUUGUCCAUCUAAAGCCGCCAAGCUUUAAAAGCCUAGUGGAGCCUUCCUUUGGCAACCACCACCCAGACUGCGCAUCUCCAUCUUAUGAAGGUCCUUUGACACCCCCUCUGAGCAUCAGUGGGAAUUUUUCCCUCAAGCAAGAUGGGUCUCCUGAUCUGGAAAAAUCAUAUAGCUUCAUGGCACACUAUCCUUCCGUUACCCUGGGCAAUACUCAUGGGCACAGCUCUCAUUUCUCAACCACAGUGCCCAGAUAUGACAUCCCCAUAGAUAUGACCUAUGACUCUUAUCCUCACCAUGUUGUGGGGGCUCAGCUCAAUGCAAUAUUCAGUGAAUAACCCAAGAAGUUAAAAUGUGCUCCAGGAUUUAAAAAAGGCAUCUGAUGCUUCACAGAGAUGGUGUGACAUCUGUAGCAUUAAUACGGGGAAAAUGGACUUGUUCUGCUCCUUACAAUGAUAAGUAUCACAUUACUUUCAUGGGAAGCCCUUUGGGAAGAAGGGGAGAGCCAAAUUUAGCAUACCUCCAUCCAUGUAAUCCCAAAUAUUAUUUUAGUGGUUCUAAAUUAAUAGACUUUUAGGCUGGUUCCCACUUGUAAAGAGCAUCUCAAAAUGUCCUUCUUAGAGUCAUUUAGGAUGAAGGAAGACAAUAACUGUUAUAUAGCAUUUGUGUGAUGGUUAUAAGCACCCUUGUUACAUAUAAUGCAAACAUAUAUUUUCCUCACCAGGAUCAAGCUAGCUAACUUU
Anolis carolinensis (green anole) is the source of this 1900-nucleotide messenger RNA. RefSeq names its product neuronal differentiation 4 (gene neurod4). Gene Ontology annotation, cellular component: nucleus. Lineage: Eukaryota; Metazoa; Chordata; Lepidosauria; Squamata; Anolidae. The transcript has 2 exons. Gene Ontology annotation, biological process: positive regulation of transcription by RNA polymerase II; nervous system development; axon development. Gene Ontology annotation, molecular function: DNA-binding transcription factor activity, RNA polymerase II-specific; protein dimerization activity; E-box binding. The record is from RefSeq and is a predicted model, not a curated record. The coding region runs from base 500 to 1495 and encodes 331 amino acids.